This is a messenger RNA of Hydra vulgaris (swiftwater hydra), 3152 nucleotides long. RefSeq lists its product as uncharacterized. The record is from RefSeq and is a predicted model, not a curated record. Lineage: Eukaryota; Metazoa; Cnidaria; Hydrozoa; Anthoathecata; Hydridae.
GUUGAUUGCUACACUCACUCUCUGAGAUCUGUAUAAAUAAUAACUUUUUAAGAAUAACACUUGAAGAAUUUUAAGUGCUUUUUGAUGUUGUUAAGCGAAAGAGCAACUACGAGACAAAAGCAUGUGAUAUUAUUAGAUUAAAAAUUAAAAUAAUAUAAAUUUAUGGAAGAAGAUACAGCACAGUUAGAAAGUUCAGCAAGAUCUCAUUUAGAGGCUUUGAACUGUUUGGCUGCAACUGCAGGUAAAUUGAUUAAUAAUGAACAAGAGAUACCCAAUAAUAUCUCACAUACAAGUUUUAUAAGUACAGAGCAAGAGGUUCUUCACAAUCCAAGACCUUUUAACACCUCAAAUAAUUGCUUAGCUCAAUCAAAUCCAAACAAUACACAGGAAACUGAGAUGACAAACUUUCAUCUUAAUGGAUUUCUGAUUCCAACACCUUUGUCUUCUCCAAAGACUUCCAUAUUUGCUUCUGAAUGUAGACCACCAUCAAUUUUUACAUCACCUAAAUCAAACCUAAAUUCAUUAUAUGAAACAGAAAACUAUAUAUAUAAUCAAAUGACACUGCCCACAAAUCAGUGUGAGUAUCGUCCUCAAUGUUUAGACAAUUCAAUAUACUCUAAUACAAAUAACAAUAAAGUGAAUGAAAAACCACCUUUAUUAUUUGGGAUGGAUUCUUUAUUAACAGACAGUUCAUUAUUUGAAACUCUUGUGCAAGAAAGUCACAAGAUGCUUUUAAAAGAGGAGAAUGAAAACUCUAUAUCUAAUAUUAAAUCUUCAGAUACAUUUAUAAACAAAUAUAGUGAAAACCUUAAAACUUCUGAUGAAACCACCACAUCAUUAGGUGACAUAAAAACAAAAUCAUUUAAAAAAGGACGUGUAAAAAACAUUAACAUUACUGAUAAAAAAAAUCAUGGUGGACCACCAUUUAAACCUGGAUGUUCACCUCCAAAAAAGAAUACUCCGGAAAGUGCCUUGUGUACUUUUCAUGAACAUACUUUAUUAAAGAUGGCAACAAGAGGCUUUUGGAGUGGCGAUAAAGGUCCUUUACAAGAUGUUUUCAGAUUAGCAAGAGUUGAAAAUUCAGACUUACAUUAUUCUAUGAAAGAUAUAACAGAACAUUGUUACAAUAUUGUAAAAACAAAAUUAGAAGCUGUUGAAAAUUCAGUUAGAAAAAGUAUGUAUCUUCAUAUGAAAAACUAUGUUAGUGAAUUUGAUAGUUAUCUUAAUCGAAUCUAUCCUGUUUCAUCAGUUGCUAUAAAUAUAUAUCUGCCCACUGCUGUAGACUAUGCUGCAGCUACUUGGCAUGGAAUAGUACCUACAGGUUGGUCAGAAUACAGAAGAGCUGUUGUAAUUCGUGAAGUCUUUGAAGUCAUUUAUCAUUUAAGUCUGUAUUUACCUGAGCUUCCCGAGUUUCAUUCCAGCUUCUUCGAUAAACCUAAUUCUGAUCAAACACUUUUUUCUAUAGAUUUACCCAACAGUCCUUUUGUAAAACCUAAAGAUUCCAAGGAGCCUAAAAAACAAGCUAAAGAUAUAUUAAAAGAAAACGCUAAUUAUUCUCGUGUUUUUGAAGCUCUAUGGAAUCGAUUAGCUCCUCAUCAGCCAUUUUUGAUUUUAUCUGAAAAUGUUCAGGUAAAAUUGCAAGACUAUUUUGAAGAAUUCCCUCUUGAAUUAUUUGCACCACCUGAACAUGCAGUCAUAGUAGUAGAUAAAAAAAAGUUUAAAGCAAGAGAGGUUUUGGGUUACUUUAGGCGAGGUGUUCAAUUAGUGGACUACUCAAAAGACACAGGAAGUACUGUUAUUGAUACUGUAUCGACUUUAAGAAAUUUUUCUAUAACAAGUGCUGUGCGUAAAAUCCCUCCAGGGAAAAUUAGCAAAUUAGUUCACAUAGAUCUUCAUCUGGAAAAUUACACAAAUCCGAUCAUUGAAAUAAAUAAUGAUAAUGCUCGUGACUUUUCACCAAUGACAAAAGUUAAAAAUAGAAAAAGAAAAAUUAAAGCCUAUAAACCCAACAAUAUAAAAAAAGUAACUGAUGACAGCAAAUCUAUUGAAACAAGCGAAAGCAACAUCAAACUCCAAAGUAUUUCAACGUUUUGUAAUAGUUUAGCAUCUGAAAACCAUAACAAUUUAGGAAAUGAUUACAAAGUUGAUUUAAACUUGCAAGCUAAUUUAAAUUUGUCAACACCCCCUGAACAAUUUUCCUGUUAUCCUUACGCUGCAACUCCUACUGAAAAUAGAGAUUUUUUUUUGCCUGGUUCAAAAAAUAAAUUUUCUAGACCAACAAACUUUUGUAAACAGUUUUCUGAACCGGCUAUAGAAAGCAUGUUUGACAGAGAGGCGAGUUUACUCCGACCCAAACAUGAGCAUCACGACGCAUACACGCCAGACAUUUUAUCCCCAAUGCAUUUUCUACCUACAAGUAACUCGGGAGAAAUGUUAUCCUUACAUCUCAUGAUUGACAGUUAUCGAAGAGCUGCAAAAUAUUUACUUGACACCGCGAAUCAUUUAGAACUUGUUGCGCGGCGGACCAGCACCAGUUCUGUACAUUUGAAAAAAGAAUCUGAGUCUCGUCUGUAGUUUAUGGGUUUAUCUUACUACAUAUGCAAAACAAAUCAAGUACGGCGCUACAUACAAAAAUGUAUGUAUGUCUGUUGUUUAUGGAUCUAUCUUAUUACAUGUGCAAAACAGAUCAAGUAUGGCACUACAUACAACAAUUUUGUGUUAGGCAUUUUAAUAUUUAAAAGUAUGCCGACUGAAUGGCUGAUUUUAAAUAAAAAAAAAGAUUUUUAAUAAAAAGCAUUUUAUUUAAAUGUAUAAAUGAAAUCUUUUCAAACGGCUAAUAGUUGAUUAAACAGUCAGUUAGCAAAUUUCGUUUGCUAAAGCUUUGUCUAUCCUUUGGUCAAAAUUAAUUUUGAUCAUCAACGCUUUUAUUUUUUAUGUCAAACGAUAAAUGACUUGCACUAAGCUCGUCAUUAACCUUUUGUAGACUUUAAGAACAGAGAAUCUAAUUGACGUUGUUCCAACGUCAUUGUAUUAUAUUUGCAAUUGAAACAUUUAAAUAUUGUUUUUGUUUCAGUUCAUGAUCUAUGUAAUAUAUAUUUUCAGUAUUCCGGAGUUUAUUUGUAUUUUAUAGUGUAAUAUAAAUACAAGUGUAA